AAUGUUAACCAUUCUCAAGGCAUAGCACUGAGCUUCCUUCUGAAAGGAAUAUUACACAUGCAUUUAACGAAAAAAAGAGUAAAAAGUGAUAGUGUUAUCUGUGAGUUUUGCAAUUCGUGAGGAAUACUCAUUAGUUAAUAAAUGCAAUUGUAUUUUGUUUCGUUAUGUAAGACAGGAAAGAAAACGAGCGAUGGACAAAUUGUAUUUUAUUUAAUAUUAAUAGGAGAAGUUCGUCAACAACAGUGAAGACAUAUAAAAAAAUUAUUAACAGAAACAUUGUGGGUAGAAAAUUAAUCAAACGUCAGAUAAAAAAAAUGGCACAAGUAAAUUUUGAGGAUUCUCGCCCGUUCCCUGGACUUCCGGACAAUUUCAUUAACUGUCCCAUAUGCCGGAAAACUUUGCGAGCGCCUAAAUGUUUACCAUGCCUACAUUCCUUCUGCUUAAAAUGCUUGAACGCUCAUAUCAUUACGUCAGAGAGAAGAGACAACUGCUUCUUCUGCCCUGUAUGCCAGGAACCAACACCUGCACCGGACACAAACCUCAAACCGGAAGAAUGGGCAAAACAUUUUAAAUCAAACACGCUAGUGGAUUCAGUAAUGGACGCCGUUGACUUGAAGAAGGGUGAGCGGAAGUGCGACCCAUGCAAGAAUACGCACAAGUUAGCCAAUGCAUUCACUUGGUGUACAUCGUGUCGUGAAGCACUGUGUCCAACAUGCUCUAACAGCCACCGGGGAAUGCGUCUUACACGAAGUCAUGUUCUCAUUGAUAUAAAUAGAAUCAAGUCGCAACCUGUAGCCGCCAUUAUAAAGGACGAAAAAUGCCCAGAUCACGAAGACCAAUUUAUGCAAUACUAUUGCAAAGACCAUAAGCAGCAAUGUUGUCCUGUCUGUGCAGUUGCCGUCCAUCGUAGGUGUGAGAACGUAUUUGAUAUGGCAAAACUUGGUAAGGACAUCCGAACUCAACAGAAAGGCGAAAAGCUGUUAAAACGCUUACACGCAUGCGUAGACGCUCAACAGGAAGUACUCUCCAGGAAGACCGAAGCACGUGAUGCUCUCGGACAAAAGAAGAGCGCCAUUCUCCAAGAAAUUAGAGAUCUCAAAACAAGCUUAAUCGAGCUUCUUGGUACCAUGGAAAAUACAUUUUUGAACGAAUUUGAUUCUUUACACCAAUCUCGUGUUGUCGAGAUUCUGAAUACGAUAGAAGAAGGACAAAGGGCGGUAAAGGCUAUUUUAGACACGAUCUCAAUGCUUGAGGCUGCAAUAACACAUGGGUCUGACUCACAACUAUUUAUCACAUUCGAAAAGAUAAAGGAAGAAUGCCGUAGAUUUGAGAAACUUGCUGUGACUAAUAAUAAAGAACCUAAGGAAAUCGUUUAUACAUUCAAAAUGGACGAGCGGUUAAAGUCCGUAGCAAAUACAGUACGUAAAUUUGGACACUUAUCGGUCGAGAAUGAUCAUCAUCCAUCCAAGGUUAUGUCGUUCAGAGAUGCAACUAUUCGUGAAACUGGAAUCUUUGGAGCCAGAGGGCCAUUUGAUGAUCUCAGAGCGGUCGACAUUUUUCCCAACGGCGAUAUCAUUAUCGGCGAUAGAAUGAGUAAAUCAGUAUUAUUGUUCCAUAACAACGGCGACUUUGUGUGUCAUACCAACUUCAAAACGCGACCCUGGGGAGUGGCUGUUCUCGGGGUUCGGACUGCGUGCGUGUCUUUACCGGAGAGUAAAGAAAUACAUAUCUUAAAGUCAUCUUUAAGCGAAAGGACCCUUGAAGAUUACAAGACGAUAGAAACUAAUAUAAGCUGUUUUGCAUUGAGCAACUUUUCGGGAGAAUACAUUUCUAUUCAACACCAAAUGGAGAAAAAUGAAAAAGGUCGCGUGCAGAUAGGUCAGUCAGAUAAACAGCUACAUCACAAAGUCGCAGUUGAUAUCACCGCUAAUCAUGAAAACGUCCAAGGUAUUGCGUUUGAUGAAGCAACAAAUAAAAUAUUCAUAGCUACUGAUAUAGACGCCAUUGAAUGUUACAGCGGCCGUGGUCGAAUCCUCUUCCGGAAUACUUACACAGGAUGCGGAGACUUUCGCGGAAUGUGUGUAGAUCGUCAAAGUAACGUGUACGUUGCUUCACACGCAAACAAAGGAGUUCUGCAGUUAACGAACGAGGGAGAGCGAAUCCGAAUGAUCUCGACGUCACCAUUAGCGCCGCUAGACGUCGCUGUAUCUCCAAGAGGAAACAAGAUGGUUGUAGUGGGAAGAAGUGACCUUGUGUACAUCUAUACUUUUAGAUAGACAUUUACAGAUUUUAGAUAAUGAAUCAUUUAGAUCUUACUUGUGCAUGAUACCAAUUAUCGUACAAGUCAAUGUCUCCUUGGAAGAUAUCAGUGUGUAAUAUACGUUGUGGUACAAUACUUAUUUCCUUAUCGUGACUUUCAAAUCAAUUGUGUUACAGAUUUUGUCUUAUUUAAUAUUAUGAAUAAUGUUUUAACGAAUAGAUUUAAAUAUUUGACGAUAAUACACAAAAUCUGCAAAAUUAUGUGGACUACUUUUCAGUAUAAACGGGUGAGAGAAAAAAAGACUAUGUUUAAUGUAAACCAUAUCUUUUAAAUUAAUUUGUUAAUGCGAGAUUUCUUUUAUUUAUGUUUCAACGGAAUCAGUUACUUGCAAGAAUAGUUUUUAUUUGCUGAUUAUGUUGCACGUUUGUUACGUUGCUUUUCAUUAGGUAAUCGUGACGUUUAUAUACGGGUUUAUAUACGAAAUAAUGUUUUGUUUACCCUUAAAAAAGUUAUUCUGCUGUGUUCUAAAUUGGUCAUUAUUAAGGGUGUUUGACAUGAUAUUUGGCCAUUUAUAAUACUGCACGUUUGUACCGUCGCUUUUCAUUUGAUAAUCGUGACGUUUAUAUAAUUUUAUAUACACGACUGUCGAUUCAUAAAUAAAUCUGACUUUUUUCUCUAAAAAAUGAUGCUUGCUGUAUUACAGAUUCGUUAUAAAGAUUGCUGAAAGGUUAUAUGGCCGUAUAUAAUCGGCUAUUCGCAACAUAACCCGAUCCGCUAUUUACAAAAUGCCGUUUAUAUAGGGUCAUAUAACCUGUCAACAAUCUUUAUAACUAAUAAUGUAAACGGAUUGUUGCAAUAUAACCGUCGCCUAAAGGCUUCAAUUAUACAACCUUGCAACCAGUUAUUAAUCUGACUUGUAAAUGGAGAAAACUAGUAUAAAUCUGAUAUUGUGACAUACAAGGGUUGUCUCCCUUCUAAUUGCAUCUUAUUAUAUGAGCCAUUUAACUUGCCGGAUAUCCUUAUAACAAAAAAUAU
This is a messenger RNA of Ruditapes philippinarum (Manila clam), 3295 nucleotides long. RefSeq names its product protein PML-like. The transcript has a single exon. Gene Ontology annotation, molecular function: zinc ion binding. Lineage: Eukaryota; Metazoa; Mollusca; Bivalvia; Venerida; Veneridae. The coding region runs from base 315 to 2276 and encodes 653 amino acids. The record is from RefSeq and is a predicted model, not a curated record.